AUGGAUAUUAAAAAUGAAAAACGUUAUGAUUUUGCGAAUCCUUUACUUAAUAAAACCGUUUUACGUAUCCCUAAUAAAGAAUUUACAAAUCAGGAUAGUCUUAUAAAAUUUUUUAAAUCUAAUAUUGAUAAAGAAGAGUCUAUCAAACCAUCCGAAAAGAUUUUUUUAAAAACCUGGAUCGAUAAUUGGGUUGAAGAGAACAACAUUUCCAGGGAGAUUGGUGAAACUCGAGUGUGUGAAACGUGUCAGACUCCAACUUAUGCAAAGAAAUUUUGUGAAUACUGUAUUCGAGGAUAUUUAACUAGAAAUUUCUCGAAUUGGUCAUCUGGAGUUAAUGAAAUUGAUGAUUUAAUUCGAAAAUGUCAGAAAAAAACAAUAAGGCCUGAUUAUAUUGUCGAGUGGAUACCUUACGGGAAUUUUGUUAAGCCUAAGUUGGAAACAACAGGUGGUUGUGCAAGUAUCUAUUCGACUAUUUGGCUUGGUGGUAGGUAUGAUAGGUGGAAUGCCGAUAAAAAGCAACUUGAAAGAACUGGUGACAGAAAAGUAAUUCUUAAGUAUUGGGAGAAUUCAAGUAAUCCGAAUAAAAGAUGGUUCCUCGAGGUCAAACAACACCUCAAUUUCAUGAUGAGAACAAAUUCGGUUGUUAAAUGUUAUGGACUGACGAAAGAGCCAGAAUCUCAAAACUUUAUGCUUGUCUUAGAACCUAUGACAAACAAUUUGUUCGACUUUUUGCUUAAAAAUGCUUCUUCUCUUAAUUGGCAACAAAGAAUUGAAAUUCUUUAUGAUAUUACAUAUUCUCUUAUGAAAAUUCACGGCUCUGAAUUAAUCCACCGUGAUUUGCAUCCUGGAAAUAUCCUUCAAGGACAUAACUCCAACAACUGGUACAUUAGUGAUCUCGGUUUCUGCGGACCAGUUGUUCAAGAACCAGGUGAUAUAUAUGUUAAUCCACCAUACGCUGCUCCCGAAGUAUUGUGCGGUGAAGGAGGAAUUAAUCUUGAUGAUCAAUUCAUGCCUUUUGUUAAUGGAAUUUGCAAUGGUCUCCGUCCAGAUACCAUUAAUGGGAUUCCUCCUGACUACGAAGAAAUAAUGAAACAAUGCUGGAGUGGAAAGGUUUCAGAGAGACCUAAUGCGCAAUAUUUGUUUGCUUAUUUUGAAAAUAAACUUAAAAAAAUCUAUAGAAAUGAAUUGAUGUUUCCAGAAUUGAUCAAUAUUAACAUCAAUUAUUCGUCCCAAAUUACUAACGCUAAAAGUCGUAAUAUCAUACUUUUAAAACAUUUACCUGAUCAAAACAAUACUGAUAUUUAUAAGGCAAAUUCAGAUGGCGAAACUAAAUUGAUUCUAAUCACAUCUGACGAUGAUUAA
Dentiscutata heterogama is the source of this 1362-nucleotide messenger RNA. NCBI's taxonomy places the organism in Eukaryota, Fungi, Glomeromycota, Glomeromycetes, Diversisporales, Gigasporaceae. The record is from the annotation of a GenBank genome assembly.